AUGGAUGAACUUGACCUGAAGAUAAUCGGUAUCCUUCAAUCUGACGGGCGCGCGUCCAACGCGAAGAUAGCCCGGGCCGUUGGAGUAAGCGAGGGAACCGUGCGCCGUCGGUUGCGGCGUUUGAUCAAGGAUGAUGUCGUUCAGGUGGUGGCGGUGCCCAACCUGGAGAAAAUGGGAUACGGCACGACGGCGUUGAUUGGGCUGGAGACCGGACCCGGCAAAUCGGAUAUGGUAGCCGAAGCGAUUGCCGCGCUGGACGAAGCCCACUACGUGGUGGUGGCCACCGGGCCUUAUGACGUGUUCGUCUGGACGGCCCUGGAAUCGGCGGAGAGCCUGGGCGAAUUCCUGCGUACCCGCAUUGGCGUGAUUGACGGAGUGCAGAAAACCCAGACCUUCGUUACGCUCUCGACCAAGAAACGAUUUACCCGAGUGUAG
Messenger RNA from Geodia barretti, 435 nucleotides. The record is from the annotation of a GenBank genome assembly. Lineage: Eukaryota; Metazoa; Porifera; Demospongiae; Tetractinellida; Geodiidae.